UCGAUUGUAAUUUUAUGGAAUGUCUAAAGAAAGCGUAGCUUGUGAUUCUGCAAUGUAGCUUUUGAAAUAUUGGCGAUCUGUCACUUUGCUAGACGUUCGAAUGGAAAUAUAAGGUUGGCAAAAAGUUGUGGGACCAAAGGUUGUUUUUCUGUGCAUGGACGGAAAGCCAAUGCGCAGGGGUACAAGUGCACGCCCAGACAAUACCGGAAUGGACAUCACCGCACGCUGCACACUGGGUGACCCCAACAAGCUCCCGGAGGGUGUGCCCCAGCCGGCACGCAUGCCCUAUGUGUCGGACAAGCACCCUCGCCAGACGUUAGAGGUCAUCAAUCUGCUACGCAAGCACAGGGAACUGUGUGAUGUCGUGUUGGUGGUUGGCGCCAAAAAGAUAUAUGCCCACCGGGUGAUCCUGUCGGCCUGCAGCCCUUACUUCAGGGCCAUGUUCACAGGCGAGCUGGCUGAGAGUCGGCAGACUGAGGUUGUGAUCCGGGACAUUGACGAGCGGGCCAUGGAGCUUCUCAUUGACUUUGCCUACACUUCGCAGGUUACUGUAGAGGAGGGCAACGUGCAGACGCUGCUGCCCGCCGCUUGUCUGUUACAACUGGCCGAGAUUCAGGAAGCUUGCUGCGAGUUUCUCAAGCGUCAGUUGGACCCCUCCAAUUGCCUGGGUAUCCGUGCAUUUGCUGACACCCACUCCUGCCGCGAGCUACUGAGGAUAGCUGACAAGUUUACACAGCACAACUUUCAAGAGGUGAUGGAGAGUGAGGAGUUCAUGCUGCUUCCAGCCAACCAGCUGAUAGACAUUAUCUCCAGCGAUGAACUGAAUGUGCGAAGUGAAGAGCAGGUUUUCAACGCAGUCAUGGCCUGGGUUAAGUACAGCAUUCAGGAGCGCCGGCCACAGCUGCCACAGGUCCUCCAGCAUGUUCGUCUUCCUCUUCUGAGCCCUAAAUUUCUGGUGGGAACGGUGGGAUCAGACCCCCUCAUCAAAAGUGAUGAGGAGUGCAGAGACCUGGUUGAUGAGGCAAAGAACUACCUCCUCUUGCCCCAAGAGCGACCUCUAAUGCAAGGGCCAAGAACACGGCCCCGGAAGCCCAUCCGGUGUGGAGAAGUGCUGUUUGCAGUUGGAGGGUGGUGCAGUGGGGAUGCCAUUUCCAGUGUGGAGCGAUAUGACCCACAGACCAACGAGUGGCGCAUGGUGGCUUCCAUGAGUAAGAGGCGCUGUGGAGUGGGGGUCAGUGUCCUUGAUGAUCUUCUCUAUGCUGUCGGCGGCCAUGACGGGUCCUCAUAUCUCAACAGUGUGGAAAGGUAUGACCCCAAGACCAAUCAGUGGAGUAGUGAUGUGGCUCCCACCAGCACGUGCAGGACCAGUGUGGGUGUGGCUGUCCUGGGAGGGUAUCUGUACGCAGUAGGGGGCCAAGAUGGAGUAUCGUGUCUCAACAUUGUUGAAAGAUAUGACCCCAAGGAGAACAAAUGGACACGCGUGGCCUCGAUGAGCACCAGGCGCCUGGGUGUAGCUGUGGCUGUACUGGGGGGCUUCCUCUAUGCAGUGGGAGGCUCUGAUGGCACGUCCCCUCUCAAUACAGUGGAGAGGUACAAUCCGCAAGAGAACCGCUGGCACACCGUCUCUCCCAUGGGCACCAGGAGGAAACACCUAGGCUGUGCAGUGUACCAGGACAUGAUCUACUCUGUAGGCGGUCGUGACGACACCACCGAGCUGAGCAGUGCCGAGCGCUACAACCCCAGGACCAACCAGUGGUCACCUGUUGUAGCCAUGACUUCAAGACGUAGUGGGGUUGGACUAGCGGUGGUAAAUGGUCAGUUAAUGGCUGUGGGCGGCUUUGAUGGGACAACAUAUCUUAAAACAAUAGAGGUCUAUGAUCCUGACGCUAACACAUGGAGACUCUACGGUGGAAUGAACUACAGGCGACUUGGAGGAGGGGUUGGUGUUAUCAAAAUGACUCACUGUGAAUCCCACAUAUGGUAACGCCACCAGUUUAAAGGACUCACCGUCGCUUGUGCCUCUGAAAGAAACAUUGUUUAUCGUGCAAGGAAGGAAGACUAUAUUAACUUUAACUCGUCCACAGCCGUGUAAUUGGCAAGCCAAGGAAAUGUCUUGAGUGACUACAAGAUGUGUCAAGUCUGGAAGGCUUCUCAUCUAGUAGUCUAUGGUUCAUCUCUCUAUUCUGUACUUCCUGUAUUAUGACUUGACACGCCAAGCCAGCCAAGGCCAAGAGGAACCAACUGAAUAGGCCUGCAUCAAUCACAUGAGGAACUAUUAUUUAUGACAUCACUGCGGCAAACACUUAAUUUCCCCUUUUUCUGUUACUGAAAUGGAAUGAUGCAGCUGCACUUUAGGAUACAGUUCAGAAUUUUGCUGUGUGACCUGUUAUACUAUACCAACAUUGAGUUUACAUUUAAAUAUUAAAUGGGGCAUGACGAAGAAUCGUCAAAGAGAACUGAUGUUUAACUGAAAAUGUAGGAUGUGGUCGCAUUGCUUCUCCUGAUCUUCAUUGUGAACAGUUGUUUGAAUCUCCUCUAAAUUGAAAGCACUGUGAUUAUAAUUAUUUUAGAAUAUCUUAUUUUUUGGCUGUUUUUAUUGGAGGUAGACACUGAGCAUAACAUGGAGUUCUAUAUUCACAACUGGGGGUCAAUUGUUGGCCGACUAAGAUGUUAGCACUGUGCUGCUUACACAAUAUUAUACUGAGUAUACCAAGUAUUAAGAACACCUUCCUAAUAAUGAGUUGCACCAUACCAUGUUCGAAGGCACUUAAAUGUUUUCUCUUUUCCACCAUCAAUGGCACACAUACACUAACCAUGUCUCACAACUUAAAAAUCCUGUUUCCUCCCCCUCAUCUAUACUGAUUGAAGUGGAUUUAACAAGUGACACCAAUAAGAUCUUGCACCUGGAUUCACCUGGUCAGUAUGUAAGGGAAAGAGCAGGUGUUCUUAAUGUUUUAUAUACUCAGUGUAUAUAACUGUUUCAUACAAGAUUGUUAUUGCCCAUUUAAGGCUGGAUAACAGUUGAUAUUUUAGGAGCAAAACUCCUUGACACAUCGCUUGUGCGUUUAACAUUAUAUGACACAUUUCAGAGACAGUCUUGCACUUUAAUCUAUUAUAGAUUAUUCUCGAGGAAUGAGUUGCAUUGUGGUUAAUCUAAAACACAGUAAGGAAUAAUAAACCGGUUGGUGUAUUAUG
Messenger RNA from Oncorhynchus nerka (sockeye salmon), 3195 nucleotides. RefSeq names its product kelch-like protein 20. The coding region runs from base 155 to 1984 and encodes 609 amino acids. Lineage: Eukaryota; Metazoa; Chordata; Actinopteri; Salmoniformes; Salmonidae. Gene Ontology annotation, molecular function: protein binding. The record is from RefSeq and is a predicted model, not a curated record. The transcript is spliced from 11 exons.